GCCUAUCGAAUUGCGUUUUGGCAUUUAAAAUUCGGUAAUCGUGACUUUACGAGAGUGAACGAUCUAUUAGUACCUAAAUUCCUUGUUUCUUUGUUCAAAAAUUAAAGUUUUUUGGUGUAUUUUAUAAAAAGAUUUAUGUUAAUUCUUUAGAGAAACUUGUUUUGUGAUAAUAUGAUGUGUUAAAAGUGAUUAUUAUUUCUAUGAUACCCAUAAAUUCUUUCCAAUUUAUCGAAGAAGCCCGCUUAUAUUGUCACCAUUGAAUAUCUCUAUCAGCUGUAAUUUAUUUUCAUCAACUUUUUUUUAAUAUACCAAGCGUCUUCGGUAUUGUCAUUAUAAUUUUGUUGUGUUGUUCGAUUAUUAAUUUAAGUUAUUCAUGAUGUUCAGUUGCUUUUGUCUUAAUAUUCACAUUGAGACCGCUUCAAAUGACUUCCAAAAGAUUAUGACAGAAUCAUUGAAUUUAAAUGAAGAGGAGAAGAACGAUGUAUUUUUUGAGCAAGAACUGUUGCAAGUUGUAAAGUUGAAAAAUAUAACUAAAGUUUUACCUACAAUGGUACAAACGCGGACUGUUGGACAUUGGAAUAUAAAUUGUUGUUUAAAUUGCUUAAAAGAAACUUAUGCUGUGCAUAGAGAUAAAGGAGCAGCCUGUGUAGUGAUGUCUUCAAAAUUAUUGGAUUCCAAAUCAAUAGAGAAAAUUAGGAAUGAACAAUUAGCAAUUUCUAAGGUUUUCAAUGUAAUUAUAAAUCCAGGUGAUAUUAAUGAAAACAUCAAUGUUAUAAAUUUAUACCCAAAUUGUGACUAUGGAUCCAUUAUUAAAAGUAUUAGGGAAGUUACGUCAGAGUUUUUGAGGAAGGAGAUGGUGGCCGUUGAGGAAAGGAUUAAGAAAUAUUCCGAAGAACAAUAUGAAAUAUUGAACAAUUUAAAAGAUACUGCAUAUGAAGAACAUGAUUCAUUAGUAACAUUAGUUCAACGAUUUUCUGAAAAAACUAAACCAACAACAAGUACAAAUCAUUUCAUGGAGUCUACACAGUUUCGGGAACCUCUAGCAAAACCUUUCAAUUUAACUGAACCAAUUAGUUUGAAGUCAAAUGAAAAGGCAAAACAGGUGAGGCAUACUCCAAAAAAACAAAAAAGUUCACCAGCAGUACCAGUAACAUCCUAUGAUGCAGAAGGCCUAUUUGACUUUGAUGGUAGUGAUGAUGUUAAUUCAUUUUCGGAAAGUGACGUUGGAGAAAGUGACAGAGAUGAUAGUAAAGAUGAUCGUAUGAACAUACCAAGACAAAGAUCUCUGAGAGGGAGUAUAGCAAAAUCUUUACCUAUGAAUAUUCCAACGUUUCUUUCUCAAGCUAGGAAUCCGUCUUCUGAAGAUUUGGAUGAUAUGCCUCAAGAUGAUAAUAUAGACAUAGCAGCUAGUAUAAAAGCGCUGGCCAAAAGUGUCCACGGUGAUACUGUUUUUGGGGAACUACCUCGUCCAAGAUUAAGUACGCAAAUAUAGAAUUUUCUCAUCUUCCAAAUGAUGCUUCCAGUAAGAAAACCACCAAGUAUGAGAAUUUGAAAAUCCGCAAGGUAAAAAAAUGGUUAUUGUGAGAUCUUAAGGAUUAAAGUGACAUGUGUUAAUUGUAGGGUAUAAGAAAUGAGUUUUUUAUUUGUUUUGUUUGGCAUGUUAAUCGAAGUUAUGUGGAAAGUUUGGAUCGGCAAAAAAUGUCAUUUUCCUCAAUAUUGAAUUUUUGAUUCAUACUUUAAUGAAUGCUAAUUACUUAGUCAGAUCUUUUCCAAAAAUCAGCUGUCAUACUUUUUUUCUUGUAUGUAUUUGUUACUUACUAUGAUGUAUGGUGAUUGUAUUUUGUAUUGAUUGGUUAAAUUAUGUCUCGCAAUUCAAUUUCAUGCAACAAAAUGGGUUUUUUGAUGGUUUGAUAAAAUAGCUAAUUUUCGAGUUAUGGCCCAAAUUUCCUGCCAAGUAGUCAGUACAGUGGUUUAUAACAGUCCACUUAAUAUUCAUUAUUAUAUUACAAAUCAAUUUUAUAUAUUUGAACUAUUUUAAGUGUUAGUUAUUGUUAUUCUGCCCAUCUAAAUCCUUAAUGAAGAAACUGAAUUUUUCCACUACACAUAAAAAAACUUCGAUGACUUGUCUAUUAUCAGAGAUUAAUCUGAAUGUAUAAUAAAAACAAUAGAACAAAAAUAUCUUCAAUUUGAUUACUAAAAUAUACUUUUUUGAAAGAUUUUAUAACCAGUGCAUGUAAAUAGUAUUAAAAAAUCAAUAUUUUAUAAAACUAUUUUUCUCCUAUUGAAAAUUAGGGGAAAUUUAUGAAAGAUAAUGUAUUCAUAUUAUCUAUUGGGAUGGAUUGUUCUUCAUUCCAGUCCGUAUUUUAUUUACCUUAUUUUGCCACCUUUUUAUUGGUCUUCAUUUAUAAUUCUUAUUUGAUUUAAUUGUCCCAUGGGUUGUGCGUUUAUGUAUUUCAAAAUAGAUUUAGUUAUUCUUUUACUUCUUUAUUCCAUUUCUGGUUAUGAUAUUUUUUCUUUGUGUGUAUUUUUGAUAUCUUUUGUUAUUUUUGAUGCUUAUAGGAUUGCUGGUCCAAUGUCAUAUGUCUUUUAUUUUAAGCCUUUCCCUUCCUAUAAGUAGUAUCAUUAAUAUCCAAGUAGAGAUUUCAGUUUGCUUUUUCUUUCCAUUCAGUAUGCUUUUUCCGAGUCAAAACCUUUUCCAUUAUUUUUUCCUCCCUAUCGGUUACUCUUCCCCACAAUAUGUUUAUUUGUAUUACCAUUAAUGUUCUGGAGUGGAUGUACCCGAAAAUAGGUUUGUCACUAAUUUAUUUUAGUGAAAGCUUGUUUCUAGGUACCUAAAUUACAGACUUUUCUUUAACUCAGUUUAUUUUAUCCUGAAAAUUUGUGAAAGACAUUCUUGUCAAUGAUAAUUAAGGGAGCUACUUUAUUUUUUUUGUAAAAUAAAAACAAUUCUAUUAUUUGUGUGUUAUCCUAAAUUUGGUGCAGCAUCCACCUAUAACCUUCAAUUAUGCCGUAUUAAAUAAUAAGUGGAUAUUUGUUUUUAAUUAUUGUUUGAAAAUAUAUGAAGGUCUAGUCCCGAAUCGGCUGCUAUGUUUUGUUCCCCUUUUUAAAUAUUUUGUAAUUCCUUAUUUUUUCUUUAAAUAUCUGUGCCAUAAUAAUUGGUUUGCUUCCUAAAAAUUUUUUUAAUGAUGAUUAUAACGAGAUGUGAAAAAUAUUUUAUUUUAAAAUGCUGCGAUGGUUAUAAGGAAUUUCAUGAUUAGAAUAUCCUACUACAUAAAUUAUUUUAUUAUUUUUCAUGUAGUUUUUGGUAUAAAAAACUGAAUAUUUUUAGUGACUGAGCUGAUAAAUCAGAAUAUCUUAAAAAAUAAAUCACUGAUGCUCGCUUGGUGUUGUAGCUAUUUUAUAUACUAUAUAAUAAAAAGACCAGGUUCACUUUCUGUUCCAACUUUGAAUAAGAUCAACAAAAAAUAAUUUCACUGUACCAAAAAUAUGGUGAUAGAUUCAUGUUUAGAUGAAAAAAAUAUGAGUUAAUAUAGCCCACACUUAUUAUCUCACUUUGAUAUGGUGAGUAAAAUGGAAUGAUAAACUGAGACAUUCAUUCAUUGGUGUCGAAUCUGUAAGGGGGAGGUAAAUAUGUCAAUUCAUCUGAUUUGAGUAAAUUAAAUGAGUUCACAUUAUUUGAAAUUUCUUGUAAAUGGAAUGCUAUAAUUAUUCAUUACUUUAUAGUGUUCCUCUUUAUCUAUUCUUUCAAAACAAAUGUGGUAAUAAAAAAUAAUUUAAACAUGAGAUUAUAGGCCGAGAAACAUUUUAAAAAGAUGUUUCUAAUUAUCAUAAUUCCAAAGUCAGUUUAACAUGCUCAGUAUUCACUUGUGAAACAAUUUCCGAACCUAAGUCAAAACAAUAACUUUUGUUCUAAAAUUAUAAAAUAUAUCAUAUUCCUAGUUUCGAUACAUUUGAAAGAUAUAUUUCACAUUAACAGCUCUUAAGCAAUCUCUAAUUUACUGGACGCUGGGAUAUUAAUUACCAUAUUGAUAUCUUCUAGGUUCCAAUUACAUAACUGUUUACAUUAAUCUUCCGGUAGUCGCGCCAAUUUUUUUUUUCAAGAUUUGCCGUCUCGAUCUCACAGACCAAGUGGGGUUCAAAAAUAGGAAAUGGUUUUGUAUAUUUUUGAUAGAAUAUGGUAUAGUAAAAAAAUCAUUGUAGUUGAAAAAAAUUCUUAAAUCUAUUUUAAUUGAAAUAUAGUGAAGGUUUGAAAAAAUACACAUAUAAAAAACAUACUAAAAAAUAUAAUUAAAAACAAAAAAAAUUGUAAAUCGAUUUAAAAUUUGAAAAUGGUAACUCAAUAUAUGUUAAACAAAAAACCUGGGGCUAGAUCAGGGGUGGGUAAAAGUCAGUGGACUGGACUCGGCCCUUUUGCUUGCUUUAUUCGGUCCUUUGAGAAAUCCCGCCAUGCAUUUUUUCAAUCUCUAAUGUUUUUCUGCAAAUAUAAUAAUAAAUUGGAAAAGUGUUCAAAAAUUACGUUACACAGUUCAGAAAUAGAUCAUAUGUAGUGUUUUGGUCAAAAAAUGUGGGUGGGGAGAAAUGCACUAAAACAUUCGUGUGUUUACGGUCUUUGGCCCGGUAGACAUUUUGAAAAUCUCAUUAUGGCCCGCGCCUAGGAGUAUUUACCCACUCCUGGGCUAGAUACUAUUAUUGCUCUUCCCUGCACUUGCAAUACAGGUAGAAGUUCUCUAUCUUCUGUGUUAGUAACUUUCAUUAAUCUUAGCUUUAAUGUCUUCUGAAGAUUCGUUAUAGCUACUUUCUGUUGCAACUGAGGAUGGAUUAAUAAGUUUGAUAUAUCUCUCAAAAAAUGUCGUCGACGUAAAUCAUUUUUUAUCGAGAUUGUUAUCUUUGUAUAUAUAAGUUGGAAAUUGAUUCCUGCAACAUUCAACAUAUUGUAAAAUAUCACCAUGGGCCAUCUUUUAUCUUUGGUAUAUAUGAAAGGAUUGGUAAAUCGUCGGUGAAGCCAAACAUACUUGUGUAGGAUAGGUCUUUUAGUAGGUUUUGAAAAUUCAAUUGUCAAUUCAACUUUAUUUUUUCUUAUUGUUCCAACUACAGGGAAUAUACUGACGAAAAAACUAUCUUCCUCUAAAUGCUGGAAGCAUCUCAUCAAUGGUGAUAUAGGCCGAAUAAUUAUAACCAUUUCGAAAUUUUUUUACAAAUUUAUCGAAUAUUGAACGAAUGGAAGCUAAUUUAUCAAAUUUUAUUCGAUCUGAGCGUGUUUCUUUGUCAUCAAAUCGUAAGCAAUGUACAAGAAAUCGGAACUUCUGCAAACUCAUUGCAAGGAAAAACAUUUUUAAGCCAUACCCAUUUCUUCUCGAAAUAUCCUCGGCAUUUGAGCCAUUGGAGUCAUCAAGGCCAGAUAAUUAUAAGAGUCCUGUAAAGCCCAUAUUUCGAUAUUUUUUGUUUCUCAUUCUUGAAAAAUUUGCUUGAAUAGACAAUAUGUUUUUAUUCGUACUUUCAACAAUAAUUCCAAUUAUCUUGUCAUCGAAGAAAUAAAUACAAAUCUCCCCAGCGGUCUUUAAACACUUGGUUGCCUGUGUUGACCCUGCUAAGCUGAUAUUAUAUUAUCCUGCUUUGUUCUAAUAGUUUUUGGCUAGAUUAGGUUAGGUUAGGUUAUAUUCUUAGUUGUUCUUCCAUAUUUGUUAGUCUCAUUGUUUCAGCGGUGUAUGUAACUACUGGUUUUAUCGCAGUAUCGUAGACUCUUAAUUUCGUGCUCGGCUUAUUCUCUUGCCCUGCAUUAUAAUUUUGUAUUGCAAGAAUUCUUUGUCUUGUCUCAUUUUUUGUUUCGUUUAUAUUGCUUAUCAUUGUACUUAAAGGUGUCGAUUACUUCGAAGAUGAGGUCAUUUAUCUUGACUGUUUCUUGUUGGCGAACUUCUUCUUCCUUUCAAUUUCCAUAUAUUUUGUCUUUUUCUUUUUUUGAUUUAUUUUCAAUUUUCUUUUUCCUGCCUCCCUUACAAUUUGUUCUGAUGUGCUCUCAAGACUCGCUUGGUCCCUUGCUAAUAGAUUUAAAUCAUCAGCAUAUGCUAUUACUUGUAUUGAUUUAUUAAUGAUACUUCCAUCUAUUUUACAUUCCCUUAUUAAGCCUUCAACUGCAAUGUUAAACAAUACCGCUGAGAGUCCGUCACCCUGCCUUACACCAGCAUUUAUUUCAUAUUACUCAGAUGGUCCAUUUUUUGUUAUUACCCUUGCCUCAACACUUUCUUGCGUAUCUGAAAUUUUCUUGUUUAUAAUCACUUUCAUGAAUCACAAAUUCCUCAUUGUCCCGUUCCUCUUCAUCGGAUUCAUCUUCAAAAACAAUUCAUUCACUAUCACUAUCAUCUUGUCCUACAUAAUUCAGAAGUUUUUACAAAUAUACUUGCUCCUUUUCAUUUUUCUGAAAUAGAUAUUGAAUAACAAAACUAUCUAGAAAAUUAUAUUUUCAUACUAAUUUGUAACUGCAGUUAUUGCGCCAGUCUGAGAUACGAUAACUCGACAGACUACCCCGCACCAACUGCCAAAAAUUGACUGAAUUUCGAUCUUAAUGAUAAAGGUACUAGUCCGUUCAGCCAAAUAGGGUACAAAUCUUAUUGUUUACAACAUAAAAGGGAUGGCCUGCUCUCACAGACAAUGGCGCGACUACCGGAAGGUUAAUAUAGAACCCAUUAUCCAUUUUACUCAAUAUUUUAAUAUCUUUAAUUUUAUCUUAGAAAAUAAAAUUGUUUUAAUUUGUGAAUAUCUAUUAAAAAUACGGGGACAUUGAAAUUACUUUGAAGAAAAUUCAAUAAAAAUGAAAAUUUUGCCCAAAAUAUUUACCCUUUCAAGUUCAUAUUGUCUACAUUGUCGUCAUUCUUCAUUAAAACAACAAAUAAAGCACUUUAACUUGUAAGUGACCACAAAAGACUAAUCUGAUGGAGUUCAAAUCAACAGUAUCCGGCCGAUUACAUUUGUGCGGAAGCGUUUAUCGUAGGUCAAGAAUUUUAAAUAUAGGAAAAAAAUCAGUGCAGCUCGUUGCGCAGGGUCUACUUUGCAACAAAAUAGGCCGCGGUUUAUAACAACACAGAUAUAUAACAUUAAAUGGGCGUUCAAUUAACUAGACAUAGGUUUUUAUCUCACGUCAAGUGAACAGCAUUUGGGUAUAGAAUCUGUUGAUUGGAUUAUUAGGAACACCUUCACAACAUGGGAUGCAAAUGGCUAAAGGUGGGGGGUCUCAAAUAAGCCUUACAUAAUAAUAUAUGUCUGUGGUAUAUAUGAAAUAAUAAAAAUUUGAGGAUUCCUUGUGAAAUCUAUAUAUUAUAUAUUUAUGGUCUUCUUCGACAACGCUGUAGCCUAAUCAAUGUAUUUACCUUGUGAAAACUGGUAUUUUUGAAUAUUUAAAAAAAUAUUGACAUUUAUUAUUUUUUGCAUCUCGUUGUACAAUUGGCUUCUUCAUAUCAUUUUAUUGAUUUAAUUUAUAUAAGAUAUUUGCAACUAUUUUUUCUUGUUGCUUUUUUGCAAUAUCUUGUAUGUUUGCUGUGUUGAUGUAGGAUCUAUUACUUUGAUCUGUUAUUUUAGAUUACUUUUUUUAUAAUUAUUAUUGCUUAUUGUAAAAUGUAAAUAAAGGCAAAAUAUAUAAAAAACACUGAAAUGUACAAUUAUAGUUUGUAAUUUUUUAGAAUUGUAUUAUUCAUUAUACAUUUAAUUAAAAGACAUACCAA
Molecule: messenger RNA, 7712 nt
Organism: Diorhabda sublineata
Lineage: Eukaryota; Metazoa; Arthropoda; Insecta; Coleoptera; Chrysomelidae
Gene: PRAS40
Exons: 8
Coding region: 374-1492 (372 amino acids)
Biological process (GO): negative regulation of TOR signaling; negative regulation of protein kinase activity; neurotrophin TRK receptor signaling pathway
Cellular component (GO): cytoplasm
Source: RefSeq, a predicted model, not a curated record